AUGGAAAAGCCGAACAAGGAAGUAGCGGCGACCGCAGAUGAGCAGUCUGCGCAGAGCGAAGAAAAUGAAAAAAUGAAAGCAGUGCCACGGCACAAAGGACACAAAGGGCUGUUGAAGCAACUGGCAGGCCUCAGACAGUAUGCGGCCGGAAAACAGGAAGUGGAGGAGAGCAGCUCACAGCUUGACGAGCAGCCGUACAGAAGCUCAGAUGAGGCAUCGGAGCAUGGGAGAGAGUGGAGUGGGGAAUUCACGGAGAAAGUGGUAAAGAACAUGAGACAUGAAACGGAGUUCAUUGCAUUACACCCAACAGAGACAACGAUGGAGGAAAUCAAAAGUACAAUCGGGAGGUGGGACCGGAUCAGAAGCCACGAAAACGAAAGGGGUGGCGGUGGAAGUGCUCGUACUCACAAAAAUUAUAAGGGCCGGGCAAGUGGGAGUGACCAGCGUCAGGGAGGUAAUAAGGAGCACCAGGACGGGGGUCAACGAGAGAAGAAAUACCCGGACAAGAGACGAAAGGGGUAUCUGCCUCCUGAGGAGUACAACAAGCUGACAGUGGAAGAGAAGAUUGCUCUCCGGGCUAAACGUGAGGCGGCAGCCGAGGGAGGACAAGAGAAGAAAGGAGAAUAA
Molecule: messenger RNA, 627 nt
Organism: Knipowitschia caucasica
Lineage: Eukaryota; Metazoa; Chordata; Actinopteri; Gobiiformes; Gobiidae
Source: the annotation of a GenBank genome assembly